This is a messenger RNA of Papaver somniferum (opium poppy), 1971 nucleotides long. RefSeq names its product IQ domain-containing protein IQM3-like. Gene Ontology annotation, molecular function: protein binding. The record is from RefSeq and is a predicted model, not a curated record. The transcript has 9 exons. The coding region runs from base 225 to 1838 and encodes 537 amino acids. Lineage: Eukaryota; Viridiplantae; Streptophyta; Magnoliopsida; Ranunculales; Papaveraceae.
AAAACAACAAUUUAGAACCCCCAAAUUCAGAAAUAUACCUAUCUAUCUGAUUCUUUUCAUUCAUUCUCUUUGACUGUUUCUGAAAAAAAAAAACUAAAACUGCUAGGCUUUUUCCUAUUUGAUACACUACACAGAGAUUUAUUCUUGUUUUCUUUAAUGGAGGUUGAAACAUCAACUUUCACUCCUUCUUCAUUCCCUUUAGCCAUAAUUUAUUAGAUAACAGAAUGGUACUUCUUGAUGAUACCAAUUUAAAUACAGAGGUGAUGAAUUCAAUGGUGAUUAGCAAUGAAGACAGAAAAGAAAAGGAACAAAGUUCUGAAACUUUGAUUGGUAUGAAUACAGAGAUGGUGAAUUCAAUGGUGAUUUCUGAGGAGGAAGAAACUGAAACUGUUUCUGAAACUUUGCUUACUAUGAAAUCAAUGGUGAUUGACAAUCAAGAGGAAGAAGGAGGUGAAGAUAAAGGAAGUGAAAUUAUUCUAGAAGCGGUUGAUUUGAAAUCAGCAGAGAUUGAUGGUUCUGGUGGGGAAACGAAAGCUGUGUUGAAGAUGCAGAAAGCUUACAGAGGUUAUAGGACUCGACGUAAGUUAGCUGAUUCUGCUGUUCUUGCUGAAGAAUACUGGUGGCAAGCAAUUGAUUUUGCAAGAUUGAAUCACAGUACAAUCUCAUUUUUCAAUAUGCCUGAAACACCUAUCUCAAGGUGGAAUCGAGUUGCUUUGAAUGCAUCCAAGGUUGGGAAAGGAGCAGCUAAAGAUGCAAAAGCAAGGAAAUUAGCAUUCCAGCAUUGGAUUGAAGCUAUUGAUUCACGACAUCGGUAUGGACAUAGUUUGCAUUUGUACUAUGAAGAGUGGUCUACUGGAGAUGCAGGACAGCCAUUCUUCUAUUGGUUGGACAUUGGAGAUGGUAAAAAUUUUGAUCUCAAAGAGUGUCCUAGAUCGAAGCUUCGUCAACAAUGCAUCAAGUAUCUUGGACCUCAAGAGAGGGAACACUACGAGUACAUAAUUAUUAAUGGGAUAAUUCUUCACAAGCUAAGUGGAGAACUUAUGGAUACAAGUAUAGGAUCCGAAGGAGCUAAAUGGAUAUUUGUAAUGAGUACAUCCAAGAAACUUUAUGGUGGAGAGAAAAAGAAAGGGUGUUUUCAUCAUUCCAGUUUUCUUGCAGGCGGAACUACCCUAGCAGCUGGAAGGCUUGUUGCCGAGAAUGGAAAGCUUAAGACAAUUUCUGCAUAUAGUGGACAUUAUCGCCCAACUGAAGAAAACCUCGACAGCUUCAAAGACUUUCUCAGUGAAAACGGGGUCAACCUUGAUGAAGUUCAGAUCCGCUCUUCCACCGAUGACUACGAGAGCAAUGGAGACAGCAAAUCAGUUCAUGGGAGUGGAUCAUUAGAAGCUUUUGCCAACAAAACUGAAGCCUCAGCAUCUUCUGAUUCUCUUCAUCUUGAAAUUCCGAAUGGUGAAGUGGAAGACCUAAUACUCCCAGAACCAACAGAAGGUAGUCUCAGAAUUGAAAGGAAAGCAAGUUACAAGAGAACCUUAUCAGGUGGUCUCCAAAGUCCAAGAGCAGAUGUGCCCAAGAUAAAAAUAUUAGAGAGGAUCAAUUCCAAAAAGGCAACAUCUUCAUAUCAAUUGGGUCAUCAACUCUCACGAAAAUGGUCCACCGGAGCCGGUCCAAGAAUUGGGUGUGUAGCAGAUUACCCUCUAGAAAUACAACAACAAGCCUUGGAGUUUGUGAAUCUCUCACCAAGAACUACGCCAGCAACUUCUCAACACUUCACUGAACUCUUUCCAUCUUCUCCUCGCUCAGAAAAUGGCUCAGUGAGCAACUGUAAUGUUGAUAAUUGAGUCAUAUGACCUCUUUUUAUUGUAUUUUUACCUUGGCACUUCACCCCAUUACCUUUCACCUUUGUAUUGUUUCUUGAGUACAGUAUUUCAAAUCUAAAAGUUAUAAUGGCUUUAGGAAUGAUGAAUUAUGUUA